Messenger RNA from Budorcas taxicolor (takin), 3708 nucleotides. It is a transcript of the gene SUCO, whose product is annotated as SUN domain containing ossification factor. The transcript is spliced from 23 exons. Gene Ontology annotation, cellular component: membrane; cytoplasm. The record is from RefSeq and is a predicted model, not a curated record. NCBI's taxonomy places the organism in Eukaryota, Metazoa, Chordata, Mammalia, Artiodactyla, Bovidae. Gene Ontology annotation, biological process: regulation of bone remodeling; protein folding in endoplasmic reticulum. The coding region runs from base 1 to 3708 and encodes 1235 amino acids.
AUGUUUUACAGGCUUCCAAGUUGGCAUGUGUGUUGUAAAGAGAGUUCUUCAGCUUCAUUGUAUUACUCUCAAGAUGACAAUUGUGCACUAGAAAAUGAAGAUGUACAAUCCCAGAAAAAGGAUGAAAGAGGGGGACCUGUCAAUGCUGAAUUAUCGGGAAAAGUAGAUUCAAGCUUACCUGUUCCUCCAGAAGAAAACAAAUUAAAAGAUGACUACAUUGUGAAUGUACAGGAUGCGGAAUCAAAAAAGUUAAGUCCAUCUGUGACUGAGACACUCCCUACAGUUGAUCUUCAUGAAGAUUCUUCCAGUGUAGUUGUGGACAAUGAAAAUAAUGAAAAUAUUUCCAGUUCAUCUACCUCAGAGGUCACUCCAAUCUCAAAACUUGAUGAAAUAGAAGACUCUGGUACUAUCCCUAUAGCCAACCCAGGGGAAACUGAGCAGUCUGAAACUGAUUGUGAUGUUGGUGAGGCCCUUGAUGCAAAUGCUCCAGUUGACCAACCUUCCUUUGUCAGUCCACCUGAAAGCCUUGUCGGCCAACAUAUAGAAAAUGUGUCAUCUUCGCACGGCAAAGGAAAGAUAACAAAGUCAGAAUUUGAAUCAAAAGUUUCAUCAAGUGAUCAGGGCGGUAGUGAUCCAAAAUCUGCAUUGAAUGCUUCUUCAGAUAAUUUAAAAAAUGAGAGUUCUGAUUAUACAAAGCCAGGAGAAAUUGACCCUACACCUGUUACAAAUUCCAAAGACCCAGAGGAUAUACCAACAUUUGAUGAAUGGAAGAAGAAAGUUAUGGAAGUAGAAAAAGAAAAAAGUCAGUCAAUGCAUCCAUCUUCUAAUGGAGGUCUACAUGCCACAAAAAAGGUCCAGAAAAAUCGAAAUAAUUAUGCUUCAGUAGAAUGUGGUGCCAAAAUUUUGGCAGCUAACCCAGAAGCCAAGAGCACAUCUGCUAUUCUUAUAGAAAAUAUGGAUCUUUAUAUGUUGAAUCCUUGCAGCACUAAAAUUUGGUUUGUUAUUGAACUCUGUGAACCAAUUCAAGUAAAACAGUUUGAUAUUGCAAAUUAUGAAUUAUUUUCUUCUACUCCUAAAGACUUUCUGGUUUCUAUCAGUGACAGAUACCCCACGAAUAAAUGGAUUAAGCUGGGUACUUUCCAUGGUAGAGAUGAGAGGAAUGUCCAGAGUUUCCCUUUAGAUGAACAGAUGUAUGCAAAAUAUGUGAAGAUGUUCAUCAAGUACAUAAAGGUGGAGUUGGUAUCACAUUUUGGAUCAGAGCACUUUUGUCCAUUAAGCCUUAUAAGGGUAUUUGGCACUAGCAUGGUGGAAGAAUAUGAAGAGAUUGCUGAUUCCCAGUAUCAGUCAGAACGUCAAGAACUAUAUGAUGAGGACUAUGAUUACCCACUGGAUUAUAAUACUGGGGAGGAUAAAUCCUCAAAAAACCUUCUUGGUUCUGCUACAAAUGCCAUUCUAAAUAUGGUGAAUAUUGCCGCUAAUAUUCUGGGAGCAAAAACUGAAGACCUGACAGAAGGAAAUAAAACUAUAUCUGAGAAUGCUUCUGCCACAGCUGCACCCAAAAUGCCUGAAUCAGCUCCUGUUUCAGCUCCUGUUCCAUCACAUGAGUUUGGAACCACUGAAGAACACGUACAUGACACCGAGUCAUUGUCACCAGAUACUACAAAAGAAAGUCCCAUUGUACAGCUAGUUCAAGAAGAAGAAGAGGAGGCAGGUCCUUCUACAGUGACCCUUCUGGGUAGUGGUGAACAAGAGGAUGAAACAUCACCUUGGUUUGAGUCAGAGACACAAAUAUUUUGCAGUGAACUCACCACAAUUUGUUGUAUUUCUAGUUUUUCGGAAUAUGUAUAUAAAUGGUGUUCAGUUAGAGUUGCUCGUUAUCGGCAACUCAGCAGAACUGCUCUGAGUAAAGAAAAAGAGUAUCUUAUGUCAGCUGAACCACCACGAGUACUUCCUGAAGAACCAGUAGGUGUUUCAUUAUUGCAGCCUCCAGGUGGAGAGCCAGACAGUAAGAAUAAGGAAAAGGAAGCUGAAACCAUUGUUCUAGAUGAUUUAAGUGGUGUGCUUCAGGAAGAUUUGAUUAAUCACACUUUAGAUGCAAUUGAACUUGAACCAAGCCAUCCUCAAACUCUUUCUCAGUCUGUUCUCUUAGAUGUUACUCCAGAAAUGAACUCAUUAUCUAAAAUAGAAGUAUCUGAGCCUAUUAAAUAUGAGGCAGGGCAUUCACCAUCACAAGUGAUUCCCCAAGACAGUUCUGUUGAGGUUGAUAAUGAAACAGAAAAAAGAUCUGAGAGUUUUAGUUCUAUAGAGAAACCAACUGUGAUCUAUGAAACAAAAAUACUUGAUAAAGUAAUGGAUAAUGUUGUAAAAGAAGACAUAAACUCCAUGCGAAUUACCACAAAGCUAUCUGAAACAAUAGUGCCACCUGUAAACACAGCUGCUAUGCCAGAUAUUGAAGAUGGGGAAGCCAAAAUGAACAUAGCUGACACACCAAAGCAAAUUUCCACUCCUGUUGUGGAUUCUUCUUCAUUACCUGAAGUAAAAGAAGAUGAACAGUCUCCAGAAGAUGUCCUUUUAAGAGGGUUACAGAGGACAGCUACAGAUUUUUAUGCUGAAUUGCAAAACUCCUCAGAUCUAGGAUAUGCUAAUGGGAAUCUUGUACAUGGAUCAAACCAAAAGGAAUCAGUAUUUAUGAGACUUAAUAACCGUAUUAAAGCCUUAGAAGUUAACAUGUCUCUCAGUGGUCGCUACCUGGAGGAACUUAGUCAAAGGUACCGAAAACAAAUGGAAGAAAUGCAAAAGGCUUUCAAUAAAACAAUAGUGAAACUUCAGAAUACUUCAAGAAUAGCAGAGGAGCAGGAUCAGCGGCAAACUGAAGCCAUCCAAUUGCUGCAAGCACAGCUGACCAACAUGACACAGCUUGUUUCAAAUUUAUCAACAACAGUAGCAGAAUUAAAACAUGAGGUUUCAGAUCGACAGAGCUAUCUUGUCAUAUCUUUGGUUCUCUGUGUUAUCUUGGGACUGAUGCUUUGUAUGCAGCGUUGUCGAAACACUUCUCAAUUUGAUGGAGAUUAUAUUUCAAAACUUCCUAAAAGUAAUCAGUAUCCAAGCCCUAAAAGGUGUUUUUCUUCCUAUGAUGAUAUGAGUUUGAAAAGGAGAACUUCAUUUCCACUCAUCAGAUCCAAGUCUCUACAGUUAACUGGGAAAGAAGUAGAUCCAAGUGAUUUGUACAUUGUAGAACCCCUCAAGUUUUCUCCAGAAAAAAAGAAGAAACGCUGCAAGUACAAAACUGAAAAAAUUGAGACCAUAAAGCCAGCUGAUCCAUUGCACCCUGUAGCCAAUGGAGACAUAAAAGGAAGAAAACCUUUUACAAACCAGAGAGAUUUUUCUAAUAUGGGAGAAGUUUAUCACUCUUCUUAUAAGGGUCCUCCAUCUGAAGGAAGCUCAGAAACUUCAUCACAGUCAGAAGAGUCUUAUUUUUGUGGCAUUUCAGCUUGCACAAGUCUGUGCAAUGGACAGUCCCAAAAGACAAAAACUGAGAAGAGGGCUUUGAAACGAAGGCGAUCUAAAGUCCAAGACCAAGGAAAAUUGAUAAAAACUUUGAUACAGACUAAGUCAGGAUCACUGCCGAGCCUGCAUGACAUAAUCAAAGGAAACAAAGAGAUCACCGUGGGAACAUUUGGUGUUACAGCAGUCUCGGGACAUAUCUAA